Messenger RNA from Symbiodinium sp. CCMP2456, 2172 nucleotides. NCBI's taxonomy places the organism in Eukaryota, Dinophyceae, Suessiales, Symbiodiniaceae. The record is from the annotation of a GenBank genome assembly.
AUGGAAUCGACAGAUCAUGCUUUGUCUGUCGUAAAGACCGAGAAGGACGACCAAGAGCUGGAGAUGGAGCAUGAAGUACAGGAGCUCUUCUCCGAGCUCAUGGCGGAUGGCAUGAAUGGGAGUGCCAUCUGCUUGAGCAGCCCCGACGACUCCGAAGCCAACAGCAAGAGCAGCAGAGCCGACCAGUCCAAAGCCGACAGCAAGAGCAGCAGAGCCGACCAAACCAAAGCCGACAGCAAGAGCAGCAGAGCCGACCAGUCCAAAGCCGACAGCAAGAGCAGCCGAGCCGACCAGUCCAAAACCAACAGCAAGAGCAGCCGAGCUGACGGCAGUGGAGACGACCAGCCCAAAGCCCACGACAAGGGCAGUGGAGACGACCAGCCCAAAGCCGACAGCAAGGGCAGUGGAGACGACCAGCCCAAAGCCGACAGCAAGAGCAGCCGAGCACCAACUGCCAUGAACCCACCGAGUGCAUUCAAGAGCCUUGCAACGACACAGCUCCCGCCCGCAGCUCCUGCAGCCACAGCCCCACCCUCAGCAGCACGGGCCCCGCACCCCGCAGCAGUUCCCGCAGCCACAGCAGUGCCAAAGCCUUCAGCCCCGCAGCUUGCAACAGCUCCUGCAGACACAGCAGUGCCACAGCUCUCGGCCACAGCCCCGCAGCUUGCAGCUCCGCAGCUUGCAACAGCUCCUGCAGCUCCAGUGCCGCAGCUCUCUGCCGUAGCCCCGCAGCUUGCAACAGCUCCCGCCUGCACAGUGCCACAGCUCUCCGCCACAGCCCCGCAGCUUGCAACAGCUCCCGCCUGCACAGUGCCACAGGUGUCGGCCACAGCCCCGCAGCUUGCCACAGCUCCCGCAGGUGCAGCAGUGCCAGAGCUCUCGGCCACAGGCCCGCAGCUUGCCACAGCUCCCGCAAAUCCAGCAGUGCCAGGGCUCUCGGCCACAGCCCCGCAGCUUGCCACAGCUCCAGUGCCACAGCUCUCGGCCACAGCCCCGCAGCCUGCCACAGCUCCCGCAGCUCCAGUGCCACAGCUCUCGGCCACAGCCCCGCAGCUUGCCACAGCUCCCGCAGCUCCAGUGCCACAGCUUUCCGCCACAGCCCCGCAGCUUGCCACAGCUCCCGCAGCUCCAGUGCCACAGCUCUGGGCCACAGCCCCACAGCUUGCCGCCACAGCUCCCGCAGCUCCAGCCCCGCAGCUUGCCACAGCUCCCGCCUGCACAGUGCCACAGGUGUCGGCCACAGCCCCGCAGCUUGCAACUCCCGCAUGGCUCUGUGCCACAGCCCCACAGCUUGCAGCAGCUCCCGCAGCUCUAGCAGUGCCACAGCUCGCCGCCACAGCCCCGCAGCUUGCAGCAGCUCCUGCAAACACAGCAGUGCCACAGCUCCUGGCCACAGCCCCGCAGCUUGCAGCAGCUCCUGCAAACACGCUCCCGGCCACAGCCCCGCAGCUUGCAGAGCGUCCGUCUGAGAAUGCGAUCGACAGACGCAUCCGGCGGAUCAUGGCUCCCAAUGCCAACGGGUCGUUCAAAGUGGCAGAAAGUGUGCGCAAGCUUUGGGGCGACCUGGCCACCAGGGACCAGGUCGUGCAGAUGUUCAGCGAGUGUGCAUGGGAUCCGGACGACAGGGCCGACAUCAACCGAAUGGUCCAGCGUGGCAAGAGCGAUCCCGAGAAGUACAUGAGGUGGCACACGUACAAGGCCGACACGCUGACAUACUUUGUGGAGAAGAAGGUCGAGGGCCACUACAAGGAGCGAGCCAGAGCAUCCUCGACACAGUCACAGGAGCUCGAAAUUCGGGGUGGGCAUGGAGAUGCCAGCAUGUCGCUGGAUGUGAGUUCGGUGAUGAUGCAGCCCCAAGGGUCGGUUCCUACGCCGAGUGAGCUGUCGAACCCAGCCCGCCUGGCCACCCUGGAUUCUGCAGAACUCCAAAAGGAUGCUGUAAAGGUGAUAACGGAGAUACAGGACCAGAUCAACAAGCACAAGAAAACGCUCAAGGACCAGGGCAAGCUCACGACGACCUUGGAAAGGAUGGAUGCCAAGCUCACAGAUGUGUACAAUGCUGUGGAGACAAAGAUUGCAGCAAUGGAGGAUCUCCACAUGACCGGUGUCGUAGAAGGAUGGGAGCAGAGUCGGGAUUUGCAAUUAAAUAUAGAAUUCGGAUUUAGGGUUUAG